AUGAGUUGUGCUAGCGUCGUACAAAAGGCACUUCGACCUGUGAAAGUGUGUCAUAUACCUUACCGAGUCCCGUAUGGUAUCGGUUUGCAACUCCAGGAGCAUUUGGUUAACCGACGUGCUAAAGCACGUGCUGUUCUUCGUGAAGCCGCUAUCCCAGUGCAUGAGCAAAACCGACAUGGCUUGUCACCAGAGAUGCAGCGGCAUCUUGAUGUGGCACAGACUGAUGUCCUUUUACUGUUAGAACAUACACCUGUCUACACACUAGGACGGCGAAGUGAUCAGGCUGCGAUGGGUGCUAUACUCGCAGCCCCGCAUGUUGAUAUUUUCCAAACAAAGCGUGGCGGCCUACUGACGUAUCAUGGGCCUGGACAGCUUGUGGGAUACCCCAUUCUUGAUCUCUGUCUUAUGAAUCUUUCCACUAGGUGCUACGUGGCCAAGAUGCAGACUUUUUUACGCAAUGUCCUAUCGCGAAAGGAGAUCAAUGUUCCCACCAUUGAAUCUCCCUCAGAAGACUCAAAGUAUACUGGUGUCUGGACUGAUCCGACACGCAAAAUCGCCUCCAUUGGUGUUCAGGUACGCCAUCGUGUGACGUCCCAUGGGUUUGGGUUGAACGUUCACAACGAGGCGCUGGAGGGUUUCAGAAAAGUAGUAGCAUGUGGGCUUCCCGAUGUGCAGCUCACAAGCAUUGAUGAACAACUGCUUAAGUUGGGCCGUUCAUCUACAUUAUCUCUGCACGAUGUGGCCUGUAUCGCCGCUGACGAAUUUGGCUUGACAAUGGGCCGCUCCAUGGAAGAUGCGGACGAUGCAUUCAUUCAUGUUGUCUAA
Messenger RNA from Malassezia pachydermatis, 825 nucleotides. RefSeq names its product lipoyl transferase. The record is from RefSeq and is a predicted model, not a curated record. NCBI's taxonomy places the organism in Eukaryota, Fungi, Basidiomycota, Malasseziomycetes, Malasseziales, Malasseziaceae. Gene Ontology annotation, biological process: protein lipoylation. The transcript is spliced from 3 exons. Gene Ontology annotation, molecular function: lipoyl(octanoyl) transferase activity. Bases 1 to 825 code for a protein of 274 amino acids. Gene Ontology annotation, cellular component: mitochondrion.